AUGCCAAAAUUAGAACAGUUCGAGAUAAAGAAGUACUGGCAGAUCUUUUCUGGUUUGAAGCCGGUUGAAAAUAAAGUUACCCAUGAUCAGGUUCUUCCGAUUCUAUACAACUCGAAGCAGGAUUCUUCGGUGUUGAAUAAGAUAUGGUUUCUAGCAGAUAUUGAUGACGAUGACAAUUUAGAUUUUGAAGAGUUUGUAAUUUGUAUGAGAUUGAUCUUUGAUAUGGUUAAUAAAAAUAUUGCAAGCGUACCAGAUGAGUUGCCAGAUUGGUUAGUUCCAGGAAGUAAAGUUAAAUUAGUUAAAGAACGUAAGAAAUUGAAACAAGAAGAAAAUGCUGAUAUUCCAAAGAAGGAAGCACCAAAAGUUGAUUGGUAUAUGUCUCCAGAAGACAUGAAGGAAUAUAAUAGUAUAUUAGAGUCAUGUAACAGAUCUACUGAUGGAACUGUUACAUUCCCUUCCCUGACAUUAGUAUUGAAAUCUAAAUUUUUUAAUAUAGGCUCUAGUGAUUAUGACAAGACUUGGAAACUUGUUAACCCUAAGAAUUUGGCCUCAAUAGAUAAAGACCCUGCAUUAUAUUUCAUCCAUAUUUUAAGACAAUGUAACGAUGUAGGUUCAGAAAUUCCAACCGAUCUACCAAGAGCGUUAGCCGAAAUCGUAAACAAACAAGAAAUUCAAUAUGAUUUGAAAUCUAGUCAGGCAGAUGUCAAGAGAAUUACAGAACCUUCAGUUUCAUCUACCAAUACCGAUAAAGUACUAGUAAACAAUGUUCCGGGGACAGCUCAACCUUCUUCGACGUCGUCAUCCCAACAACAGCAAAUAAGCUCAAACGUACAAACCACUACUUCCCUAGAUAUAGAAAACGUUACACCAGAAAAGGCUAGAUUAUUAAGGCAACAAUUCGAGGGUUUAUUGAGCUAUAGAAAAAAGCAAGCCAUUGCUAGUAAGAACCCUUCUAAUGGCAUUACAAACUCCGUGAAUUUGAGGUCGAUUACAAAUGAUUUGGAAAAUAUCGAGCAACAAGUUUCUAUUUUACAGAAUGUUUUAAGUGAUAGAAAGAAAGAAUUGGGCUCUUUAGAACAAGAGAUUCAAUCAAUGAAAUAG
Maudiozyma barnettii is the source of this 1101-nucleotide messenger RNA. RefSeq names its product End3p (gene END3). The record is from RefSeq and is a predicted model, not a curated record. Gene Ontology annotation, biological process: actin filament organization; endosomal transport; endocytosis. Gene Ontology annotation, cellular component: plasma membrane; cytoplasm. The transcript has a single exon. The coding region runs from base 1 to 1101 and encodes 366 amino acids. Gene Ontology annotation, molecular function: calcium ion binding; protein binding. Lineage: Eukaryota; Fungi; Ascomycota; Saccharomycetes; Saccharomycetales; Saccharomycetaceae.